CGGCUCGGAUGCAGCAGCAUCCUCUCAAACGCACUGCUUCAGUACAGUCAGUUCUGUCUCAACCCGUAAAGGAUGCCGUACCCUGCCGGAGGAUUCAUGCAGCCCAACAAGAAGCCGUGCGACAUUUCUGCAGAAAUAAGUAUGAAGAUGCACUGAACCACACUGUGAUUUACACUGCAUGGGACCAGCACUAGAAAGAAAGAGGGAGUCAAACUAAAAACUCUCUCCUCCGACUGCUUCGUUUUCAACUUGAUACCGAGGCAUGGGAGUCGUCGGCUUGGAUGCAGCUCCACACCGGCUUCAGAAGUUGGAUAGGCAGAGAUUUAAUUGCCAUGACUCUUGAAUACGGACAGGACUUCCAACGCAGUGCAGACGGCGUGCAGUAUUUUAGAGUCCUUAAGGUGGACUUCUCAUUUUGUCUGAGUGUCUUUGGAGAGUGUUAUCUGAUCAACGUGUUGCAUUUAAAAUAUAGGCAUCUUUAAUCUGUCUCAGGCAUGGAGGAACAUUGAUCUCCGAAGUGUCCACGGGUGCUCCUUAUUAUUCACAGUAACGGAAUGAAGACACUAUCUUGAUAUGAUGGAUGAUAGAUCCAGUAAGCUCAUUUUAGUUCCUAUUUUAGCUGUCCUUUUUGUUAUGAUAGGUUAUCAGUACAUAUGUCCCGCUGGCAGUAAUUCAUGCCACUUUAAGACUGAGGAGAAAUUUAGAGGGGUGAGUCUACUUUCAACCCCUUAUCAGGACAGCGAUGAUUUCUACAGAGAUCAAGACCUGGAGGAUGACAGCCCUCCGAAACUAUCGUCGAAAUUCAACUUCACUGAAAGAGACCUUGACAGACACGUGGAGUUCAACAUCAAAGGGGACGACGUGAUAGUGUUUUUGCACAUCCAGAAGACCGGGGGGACGACUUUCGGGAGGCACUUGGUGAGGAAUAUUCGCUUGGAGCAGCCGUGCGACUGCAAGCCAGGGCAGAAGAAAUGCACGUGCCACCGACCGGGGAAAGAAGAGUCCUGGCUCUUCUCCCGGUUCUCUACGGGCUGGAGCUGCGGACUGCAUGCAGACUGGACCGAGCUUACGAACUGUGUCCCUGUCAUUAUGGAUAAGAAGGAGGCCCGGAGGAAUAAAAGGAACUUCUACUACAUCACCAUGCUGCGCGACCCAGUCUCCCGCUACCUGAGCGAGUGGAAACAUGUCCAGAGAGGAGCCACAUGGAAGACCGCCCUCCAUAUGUGUGAUGGACGUUCACCCACCCAGGACGAGCUGCCCACCUGCUACAGUGGGGAUGACUGGUCCGGCGUCACCCUGACAGAGUUCAUGAACUGCCCGUCGAACUUGGCGAACAACCGUCAGGUCCGCAUGCUGGCUGACCUGAGCCUGGUGGGCUGCUACAACCUGUCCUCCAUGAACGAAAGCCAGCGCAACCACAUCCUUUUAAGCAGCGCCAUGAGCAACUUGAAGAACAUGGCUUUCUACGGCCUGACCGAGUUUCAGCGUAAGACCCAGUACCUGUUUGAGCGGACGUUCAGCCUGCGCUUCAUCUCUGCCUUCACGCAGAUUAACAGCACGCGAGCUGCCAACGUGGACCUGAGCGAGACUGUGCGCAAACGCAUCGAGGACCUCAACUACUUGGACAUGCAGCUGUACGAAUAUGCAAAGGACCUGUUCCUCCAGCGUUUCCAGUUCACCCGCCAGAGGGAGCACCAGGAAGUGCGCUUGAAGAGGCGCGAGGAGAAGCGCUGGCUGCGGGAGCAGAGAGACCAGGUCAGGCCUUGGCCGCCCAAACACAGAGGCGGUGGCAACAGAGGCGGGAGAGUGGGAGGAGGCUUUGAGAAGGAAACUGAGAGUGACUUCCCAGCCACCACCGAGGACUACACAAGCCAAGUAGCCCGCUGGUGAGGUGCUGGUCCGAUAAAGAGAGAGGAGCAAGAGAGAGCGGUGGAUGGAGAUUCCCAGUGGACUAGUUAAAACAAAUGUUGGACUCUCUCUUGUGCAUCUUAUGUCUCUCUUUGUGUCUCACCAUUAACCUGUCUGCUGAAUCUAUCCGUUUUGUCAGCUUCAGUGUGAUCCGAGUGCUCCGCUAUUUCUUUAAGAAAACUGCCGAGUUUGAGCCUUGCAGCAGCUCUGUCUUGGAGUACCUUUGGUGUCUUAAUCUUUAAAUGCUGUUUAUUUUUGUCAAUUAAUUAUCGCCUCGGUUCUUUAUAAACUGUUGAAUGAGAUGAUAAAUUGGUGUGAAAGAAAAGAAGAAGAAGGAAAAAAAACGCUGCUAGAGACAUUGCAUUGAGUUCUUUUUAUUUAUUUAUUUAUUUUAUUUUGGCAUUCAACAUUGAUGAAUGUCACCGAAGUCAGCAUCUACUGUAUGUUGCAACUGUUAGAAAAUAUGACAUAUGAAAGUUGUGUUAAGGGAACUGGUGGUUGCAUGUCACACAUCCACUUUGUACUUACAAUCGGGGAGAGCCAUUUCCAAAAGACACACAGAGUCAAAGUGAAUAGUGAAAACACUGAAUCUGUUUUCCUUUAACUUAAAGUCAGGGAAACCUUCACUUCACAUAUUGUAUGCAUGCAGUACCCAUCCUUUAAACCAAAUUAUAAAAAGGUCUGUCGCUAUUGCUUUGUUUGCUGAGCAAUAUAUAUUUUAUUUUCUCAAGCGCAAUGCCUUGCAGACUUUAACCCCCCAGCUCCAAAGACAACACAAAGGCAGUCACACAGCAGUUAGAUGGCAUCCAGCUGAACAAAAUAACUUCAGUCAUUUCCUGUACUGUUGGUAGAACAUUGUAUCUGUGGUGGGGGAGGAGAAAAAAGGCAUAUUUUCUGAGUAAUUCCUUUUUGAAGUAGUCAGUUGCAGAGAUAAAAAGUUGGUAAAUAGUACAGGUGAUGAAAUGUGUCAGUGUGGCUGGUAUGUGGCUUGACUGUGAAUGAGUUGAUCAGCAUUCAGUUCCCAUGCUCCUCCCCGUCACACUGGCUGCUUUUACAUAUUUGUAGAGCUGACGGCAACUGCACUGUGGGCAGUGAGAGCGCUCUAACUCCAGCAGAGUGCCAGGAUACAAAGACAAGCCUCAAAGCAGAUAGUUGGAGAAAAAAAAAUGUUAUUUCCUCUCCCUGAUAGUUUCCAGUCCCUUGAAUCCAUCAUGUUUUUAUCUGGUUAAAUAGGCUUCAGUGUGAUGCUUUUUAUGUUCCUUAUCUCUCAUUCAGUCACAACCUGUGCUUAUCAAAUUAAAUGUUCACUAAAUGUCAGCACUGGAGUCACACGGCCGCUGCUAUUUUAACACUAAUUUCUCGUGUUUAUUCUCUAAAUGCAGUUGCUUCAAAACACCUCGUGCGGUACAUUUUUGUUUGAUUUUGUCAUGUUUGAAUGAUUCAUCCAGCCGGUGCAGCAAAUGUGUUAAAUGCAUACUGGUGUAGUGUUUAGAGGUGAAUGGGUACACCUGCCUAUAUGGAUAUACUUCAGUUCGGCGAGUGUGUGGAUGGAUGGGGCAGAUGAAAGAUGAGGUGUAUAGCACAUUAAUAACAGUCAAGUGUUUCAAGUGUACCUAACCAUGUUACAGCUCCGAACACUGAACAGCUAUUUGCAUCAUUUAGAUUUCAUAUAGCCAUGUCAUUUGUGGUGUAUCAGAGGAACACUGAUAAAGUGUCUGAUUAAUGAUAAUGGGGAUUGCAGGACAUUUUCACCCAAAUGAGCAUUAAGGUUUUAAGUUUAUUGUUUCUUUAAGUAACAUAACAUUUUUUUUAAUAAAGUACA
This is a messenger RNA of Pelmatolapia mariae (spotted tilapia), 3730 nucleotides long. It is a transcript of the gene hs6st3b, whose product is annotated as heparan sulfate 6-O-sulfotransferase 3b. Gene Ontology annotation, molecular function: heparan sulfate 6-sulfotransferase activity. Gene Ontology annotation, cellular component: membrane. The record is from RefSeq and is a predicted model, not a curated record. The transcript has 2 exons. Lineage: Eukaryota; Metazoa; Chordata; Actinopteri; Cichliformes; Cichlidae. The coding region runs from base 574 to 1890 and encodes 438 amino acids.